CCGGCGGCAUUAUUCUUUCUCCCGGCACUCCCUUUCCACAAAACAUUCGACGAAGGCUUGCGGCAGAGCACCCGAAACAAACUACCACAACCACAAACACCACAAAUUCGUCCCUGGAAACCUCCACCGGCGACUGGACCAACCAAGGCACGCUCCGCAACCAACAGACCACCAAAAGCAAGACCAACCCCGGCCUCCACCAUGAAAACGGCCGCCCUCGCCCUGGCAGCAACAGCCCUCGCCCUGUUUCCGGCCGCGGUGGCGUACGUCUCCCCGCCGCGGCAGCCCUCCCGCCACUCCCGGAGCUUUCCCCCGGGCCUGGCGUACGCCCCCGAUCCCGAAACCGGCGGGCGGAUCGCCGGUACCACGCCGGAGGGCUUUGCCUCCCCGGUCCUCAUCCAGAACCAUCGGGCCCUCCUGGCCUGGAAGGAAACCUACGGCCACCCGAACAUCCCCCUCAAGAACGAGGGGGGGUCCGCCUGCGAGGUCCUCCGGCGGCUCCACAACCAGAAGAAGCUGAACGGGGCGGAGGUCGCCUGGCUCGAGGGGAUCGGCUUUCGCUUCCAUUCCAUCGAGGACGUCUACCGGUUCGCGGACUUUGGCGAGAUGCUGGCCCGUCUCAUGGCCUACGAGGAGGCCCGGCCGGGAAACAACUUCCAGGUCCCCAAGAAGUGCCCCGAGGACCCGGAGCUCGGGGCCUGGGUCACGGGGAUCCGCCGCCUCGGCCGGGAGGGCGUCCACCCGGACCACGAGCGCCGCCUCUGCGACCUGGGCUUUGCCUGGGUCUCGACCCGCAAGUGCGGCUCCAAGUUCAUGCUGAAGUACCGGGAGCUCUCGGAGCGGGCGGCCUCCGGCGAGGACGUCCUGGCCGACACCAAAACGACCGACUGGAUCAGAGCGCAGCAGCAGGCCCUCCGGCAGGGCAAGCUCAGCCAGACGAGGGUCCAGUACAUGGGGCAGCUCUUUGGAGACACCUGGACGACCCUCGGGAGGGAGGCCGGUGGCGGGAGCAGCAGCGGGCGGUGACGGCACCCAAUCAAUCAAUCCAUCACCC
Messenger RNA from Pseudo-nitzschia multistriata, 1054 nucleotides. NCBI's taxonomy places the organism in Eukaryota, Bacillariophyta, Bacillariophyceae, Bacillariales, Bacillariaceae. The record is from the annotation of a GenBank genome assembly.